AAUAAAGGACAGCAUGUCCCCGGUGUUGUGUUGAAAUGCUUUCCAUAUCCCUGCUUAGUCAGAAGGAAUAUUAGCUAUUUCCCAACACAGGCUGAAAGGCAGAUCCACAUGUACUGCUUACUAUGCAGUAUGAGGAACUGGAGCAGCUGAAUUGGCAGCAGGAAUUUGUUUCUCUACCCAAUUCGUUUUGGCUCUGUCUUUUGGAGGAAAGGAAGGCUGAAACCACCGCUGGGAGGGGCCAGCCAUGGUUGGCUUUUGACCCGAGCAGUAGCACAUGGCCGAGGCUAUCUGGCAGUGCACAGUGACUGAACUGCAGCCUGUGUUCCUCCUGAAAGCUUUAUCUGCACAAGAAGUGUUGGCUAUUCUGAAGGACCGCAGUAAUAAUCAGCCACAGCAAGAGGAGGAGCUGAAUGUAUCUUUGCCAUCUCGUUGUCCCGUCCGCUUCUGCUGGGGAAGAAACUUCCCUCUCCGUCACCUUUGGCUUCGCUCCUGCCCUCCCGCCCCCCUUCCAUCGAUCCUACGUGAUCUCCCAGGAUUAGGAAAGGCCCGAGGGAGCGCCCCAAACCCUGCCCUUGCCCAGGAGGGGAGGGGAUCAACGAAGGAAGACCCGCUACCAGCAGCCGCGCAGGACGCAGUGCGCCCGAGGGAGGCUGAGACUGCGGAACGGACCUCCUCGUUGGCUCCCGCCGGCAAGGGAAGGCAAGGCGCGUGCGCGCCGUCGGCGAAACCUUAACCCUUCGCGCUCCCUCCGUGCAGCUCCUGUUGAGCAGGGCAGCCAAGAGCAGCUGCGUCGUCGUCGUCGGCGAUGUCUCCCCUCGUGUCUCGGACGCUCCUGGCCGCCGCGCUCGCUUUGGCACUGGCUGGCCUGGCCCCGGCCAGGGCGCAAGGAUCGACGCCAGCACUCUCGCCGGCGGGGCCGCCCUUUGCGCGGGAUGUCCUGGCGCUGUUCGGGGGCAACCGGAGCCUCUCGGCCGGGCAGCUCCAGCAAAUGCUGCAGAAGAUGGGAGCCGCGCACCGGCUGGAGGAGUCGCUGGCCGGACAGCUGGACCUGCACGUCCUGCGCUACAACCAGUGCAUGUCUGCUGAAGACAUCUUUUCUCUGCAUGGAAUGUCAAACAGCAGCAGGAUCACCGAGUCCAGCUUCUCCGCAAUAUGUCCUGCUGUUGUACAGCAGCUGGUUUUUCACCCUUGUGAAAAAUCCACGUCCAAAGGCAAUUCCAGGCCAUCUCCUACAGAAGUCUGGGGCUUCGGUUUCCUUGCUGUGACUAUUAUCAACUUCGCUGCACUCCUUGGAUUGGUCUUAACUCCUCUUUUAAAGAAAGACUAUUUCCCCAAGAUUUUAACCUACUUCGUAGGUUUGGCCAUCGGAACCCUCUUUUCCAAUGCAAUUUUCCAGCUUAUUCCAGAGGCAUUUGGAUUCGACCCCAAAAUCGAUAACUACAUUGAAAAAGCGGUAGCUGUGUUUGGCGGAUUCUACAUCCUCUUCUUUGUGGAAAGAGUUCUUAAAAUGAUACUGAAGACCUAUAGCCAGAACCGUCACAGCCACUUUGAACCUGAAGAACUGAAACCUCCCCGAAGUCUCCCUCCUCCUCCUCCUGAAUCGUUCAAACCUGUUAAUGGAGCAGUGUGCUAUGCAAAUCCAGCCAUAGCUGAGGCUAAUGGAACUCUGAGUUUUGAUAAUGACAUUGUGAUAUCUGGACAGAAAGAAGAAACCGAAAGCAACUCGUGUAAAUGUUUCAGGGGACCUGCACUGUCGGAGAUUGGCACAAUUGCCUGGAUGAUCACGCUGAGCGAUGCUUUGCAUAACUUCAUUGAUGGGCUAGCCAUCGGUGCUUCUUUCACCCUCUCCCUACUUCAAGGAAUUAGCACAUCUAUAGCAAUCUUAUGUGAAGAGUUUCCUCACGAACUGGGGGAUUUUGUCAUUCUUCUUAAUGCAGGAAUGAGCACUCGGCAGGCCUUGUUUUUCAAUUUCAUAUCAGCAUGCUCCUGCUAUGUUGGACUAGCUUUCGGUAUAGUAGUGGGCAACAACUUUGCUCCAAACUUUAUCUUUGCAAUCGCUGGAGGCAUGUUCCUAUACAUUUCCCUGGCAGAUAUGUUCCCAGAGAUGAAUGACAUGCUGAGAGAAAAAGUGACCGGAAGAAAAACAGAUCUAGUCUUCUUCCUGAUCCAAAAUGCUGGGUUGCUGACAGGGUUUGCUGCGAUUCUGCUGAUCACGGUGUACGCAGGAGAAAUUGAACUGGAAUGAUGCAAGCUUGGAGAUGUGAUAAGGAAGACACUUAGUAAAUUAAAAACGGAAGAACUCUUGAACUCCAUAAAAGGGACUUCGGAAGUUAUAAAGGAUUUGAUCUGACAUCCCAUUUUCUUUGGAACGGAUACCUUGGGUUUUUGUGUCAGCAUGAUAAUAAUCGCUUGUGCCGCAUAAAGACUUAAACAUGUGGGCACUCCAGUACCUGUGGGAUUUCCUCUGCCUUCAAGAAUUGUGUCCUUAACUUCAACACAUACCUCCCUAUGCAUCACAAAGAGCUCUGGAUUGGUGCCUUUGUAUUUUUAAUUGAGAAGUCACCUAUAAAGCCUAUACCAUUGUAUACAGAAAGUAUUGCAUACACUUUAAGAAGCAUCCAGCAGCAGGCAAAUCUGCAAGAUGAUUCAGGCUGAAAUAAACAUGACUUCGUUUACAAGGAACUUUUUACAGAAGAUCCAUGGCCACAAUUCUAACUGUGAUACAAAUGGUAUCAAAAUAGCUUUAGACUUUUUCUCCUUUGGGGGCAGAUUUUUUUUUAUUUUUUAAAAAAUUAAACUUACUUUAGUACGUUUGCAUAAAUAAUGCAAAGAUUCCAAUUACCAAUUAACACUGGAUUAAUGAUACCACUUAGUGCUUUUGAUCACUCUCUUUCAAGGGCACUGUGGGCUUUGUUAUGAGAAGCACAUUUUUUAAUAAGUGAUGUUAAAAUUUCAAUUGUUUAUUACGUGAGUCAUGCUUAAAAGGCACUGGCCUUAUAUAUAGAUAUAUAUAUAUAUAUAUUAAAAGAGAACAAAAAUUAGCCAUUUUAACAUUACAAUAGCUAUUUCAAAUUUCUGCUUUGAUUUUUGUUGCAAAAUUGCUGUGCAAAUCAAUCAGGCAAUGCUGAUGCCACAGUGUUUGACGAAUUGCAUGACUCAGUGUGUCCUAGUCUAGUGGUUCCUUCUGACUAUGGAACCUCUGUGUGCAAUUGCUCCUACUGCCAUAGGAACUUUACAUAAACUUCAGCGAGGAAUGCUGCUCCACUAAUACAUUAAGCUGAAUUCGGGAGGCUGCAGGUGUUAAAGUUCCAAAUACCGCAUUUUUCCAUGUAUAAGAAUAUAUUUUUUCCUAAUUUGUUGAAGUUUAAAAUAAGAGGUUGUCUUAUACAUGGAUAGUGUAUAGUGCAUUUUCUUAAUUUCGAGUCCCCCCAAAUAGGGGGCGUCUUAUACAUGGAAAAAUAUGGUAAGUAUUAGAUGUUCAGCCUGGAGCGUUAUUGUACUCAUGUCCUGUUUGCAGGCUCCCCAGAAGCACCUGACUCUUAGUCUGACCCGGUGGGUCUCCUAUGGUCUUAUGGAUCUUGUGGUUUUAUGGAUCUGGGACAUGAUUUAAGGAUGCAUUGCUUUUCUUUAUGGUCAUACAUAACUGCCUUUGAACACAAUACUGUGGUACCUGGGAAGGUGCCCCAAGGGCCGCAGGAUUUUGGGUGCCUCGCUCUCUGAGAGCAGAGAGAGAGAGGUCCAUUCUCAUUUUCUUAUUUCGCUCCCAUAAGCUGUAAUGGUGGCAAAAAGCAACAACACCUUGGAUUUCAAAGCUUUAAAAGAAAAUUAAGACAAAUCCAGGGGAGAAAUAGACUUAUCAGAGGCUACUAGCCACAAUGGCUGUUCACUCUCUCUGCUGCUGGAAACAGUAUGUCUUUGAAUACUAGUUGCAUUUAAAGGCAAACCUACCCAAUUCACAUUUUCCAAAACAAUAUGAGAAUCAGAACACAACCUUUGAAAUUCACAUUCAUCAGAAUUUUGCAGUGCAGUUCUCCAACCAAGCACAUAUAACAAAAAUGCACAUAACUAAGGGUGCAUAAAAAUGAAUAGAUUCAUGAAAAUAAUAGGCAAAAUGCAUUAUAUUAAGAAAAAUUGCUCACAGAAAUGUGUACAUGAGUCAAAACUGCAUGCCAUGUUAUGAGCAGUGCUUUAAAAAAUAAAAAUGAAAAAGGUGCCAGUACUCACCAUGUACAAUACAUAGCUGUUACAGUAAAUGCCAAACUUUUAAUAUUUGAAAAAAGUACCCUUGAGUACCCUCCCCCAAAAGCACCGAUUACCAGAAAUACAGACUAAAAUGCUGGUGAAUUUAUUUAAGGAUGAUGAUGAUGAUGAUUAUAUCAUAAAUGGUUGCAGAAUUGAAUUGAAAAUAGGGAAAAUGAGGAAACCAAAAUUGAGAGGUUCAUCUAUCCCAGGCAUCCCCAAACUGCGGCCCUCCAGAUGUUUUGGCCUACAACUCCCAUGAUCCCUAGCUAGCAGGACCAGUGGUCAGGGAUGAUGGGAAUUGUAGUCCAAAACAUCUGGAGGGCCGAAGUUUGGGGGUGCCUGAUCUAUCCCUACUGGCAGGCAUCUGUUUGGCCACAACAAGGACAGGAUGCUGGGCUGGAUUGGCUAAUAGGCCUUAUGCAACAGGGCACUUCCGUGUAUUUGCAAGCUUUAGCAAUUUGGCUGCCAUGUUUUCUGCCUCCCCAACCCAGAAGAAGUGCUGCAUCUCAUUAGCUCAUUCCGUUGGUCCAUGUAGACCAGUAUUGCCCAUUCUGGUGAACAUUGGCUUUCCAGGGUUCUUCCAAUGUCUUUCAACCUUUCAACUAGGCACAUGCUAAAGCAAUAAGGGCCCUGCCAACAGGGGCAAAUGAAGGCUAACCGACACCCGGGGUGGGGCAAACUGCCGGCUGCGCAUGCAUUGCAUCGCUACGUAUGACACAUGCAUGGUGUUGCUACAUAGGGCGCGUGCGCGGCAUCACUACGCACAACGCAUGCAUGUGACACCGCACAUGCGUUGUAUGUAGCGGUUUGCCUCCAGCGACACCUGAGCGCCGUACGGACAGCGGUGGGAUCCUCUGCUCGUGGCUGUAGCGGUGGCGGAGGGAUCCCACCAUCGUCCGUAUGGCGCUCGAGUGGCGCUGGUGGCCGCUAUGUACAGCAUCUGUGCGGAGUUGCUAUGUACAGCUGUGACAAAUUGAAGCACUUUGGGAAUGUUUAUUCCUACCCGGCUGGCAAAGAGUUAACCCACCUCCAGCCUGACUGACAUAGAAUUCUGAUGGGGGCGGGACUGUGCCCGGUUCAAAAGGAGGGAGUGUCGGUUUGGUCAGUUAGGAGGGAGAGGGAGGAGGGUGUGGUGGCUUGUAUGAAGAAAGUGAAGAGGCUAGGAAAACUUAAAGUUAAAUGUUUGACUGAGUUUUUUCUUGUACAACUGGUACAGGGCAAAUAAAUAAAUGACACGUUAAAGAAAUACUUAGGCUUUUAACACAAUAAAACUUCAUCUCUGUUUUGCCAAAAAGGUCCGUCUUUAUUUUUCCAGCGAGGUACCAGGACUCACAGCCGUGGUGGCUCAAGAGAGGGCAAAGCUCACCCCAGGCAGGGAGGUGGCAGUUUGUGUCCUGGAGUUACACGGGGGGAGGCUUUGUAGGGUAACCUGAGGCGCCAAGAAGUUGCCAGAGUGAAAAGGGCAAACUUUUACAGUGGGGAAUCCAACUGAGGGAGACCCUUUACUGUAGGCAAGAGGUUAUUCCAUCGGACAGCCUAGAGUUUCCUAAGGUACCAGGCCACGCAAGCUGGAAGGCUCUCCUUACUAAGAAACCCAUUAGUAAAAGGGGUUUAUUUUUGAGGCGGCAGGAGAAGAGGGUGGGUGUUUUCCCCUCUGGUUUCCUGUGCCGCAGUGAUAGUAAGAGAGAGUGGGACACUGGUCGUCACAACAGCACAUGUGUGCGACACUGCACAUGCGUUGUACAUAGAGGUUUGCUUCCGGUGCCACUCAAACGGCGUAUGGAUGGUGUUGGGAUCCUCUGCUCGCGGCUGCAGCCGUGAAUGGAGCAUCCUCCACAUGUGAUUGCGGCAGCGCGAUGGCUGCUCAUGCCGCCGCGUCCGUGCGGUGCCUUUUUGU
Zootoca vivipara (common lizard) is the source of this 6139-nucleotide messenger RNA. RefSeq names its product solute carrier family 39 member 8 (gene SLC39A8). Lineage: Eukaryota; Metazoa; Chordata; Lepidosauria; Squamata; Lacertidae. Gene Ontology annotation, cellular component: plasma membrane. The record is from RefSeq and is a predicted model, not a curated record. Gene Ontology annotation, biological process: zinc ion import across plasma membrane; intracellular monoatomic cation homeostasis. Gene Ontology annotation, molecular function: zinc ion transmembrane transporter activity; monoatomic cation:bicarbonate symporter activity.